GCAGAGCCUCCUGAGGCGAGCGGCCCGGGCCUCGCGGUGCUCGCGAGCGGGCGGUGGGGCUGUGGGAGCAGCGCCGGUCAGUGGUCUGCCUCUUCUGGGAGCCCCUGGGGACGUUUUUCAGGCUCGCGAGUCAUCGCUGAACCACACAGGGUCACAGAGGGCCGCAGAGGAGUUAGUGGGUCCCUCGUCUGUACCUCAUGUACCUCAUGGCCCCGUCACUGCAGUUCGACUCCGGGACUUUCCCUUGUUGAAAGUAGCAGAUGCCUGGAAUACCGUUGUUUGAUGACUGCUCGGUCCUUUGGUGCUUCUCAAGCCGGAGUGGUUCUUAAACCUGAUUUUCUAUGCACUAGGUCGACUGUGUCUGGACUUGGGUUCUGUCUCGAAGGUGGAUGCUGAUUGAGUCAUUCAGGACUUUAUGAAAAUGGAGAGGUGUGAGGCAUUGGUAGGCUUUGAUCUCUGUGAGAUACCGCUCUCCAGCGUUGCUCAGAAGAUCAUGUCUGCUCUGCGCUCAGGUGGUUUAGUGGGAACUAAGGAUUGGAGAGAGAGUGAGAAGACUACAGAAGUGGUAAACAAAUCCAGUGUUAAGGAUUCAGUACUACGUGAAGAUGGGAAGAAUCAGUUACUGGAAGAAAAGAAUCUUCAUUCUUGUAGCAGCCACACAGCAAGGGCUUCCAUCAGGUUGUCUCCUCAGUCCUCCUGGAACAGGCGCGCAGAGCGGCCGUGUCCUGACGGAACCCAGAGGCGGAUCAGCCCCCUGGCUCCUUCCGGGGGCUUGAUUGCUCAGCGUGACCAAGGGGCGCCAGUUCUGCAGAAGGUGGAAUGCAAAAGAAAACACUGGCCAGAGGAAAGCAUAAACCGUGAAAAAAGCGGAGAAAGCAUGAGCCUUAAAAGGAGACAUGUCACGCGUGGUAGUCCACUGGAGAAAGCAAGCGAGCUCAGGGCCUCGGGAGACGGUGCGGAUGCGGCUGACCUCUGCCCGGAUCCCGAGGACUCGCAAGUGCCCAGGAACCGCUUUCGCGAUGUUCGCUAUUUGGAUGCUCUGGAGAAAUGCCAGCUGGUUGAAAGGCUCCAGCAGGCAGCAGCCCUGGUGGUGACCCUGCUGUAUGAGGACGGCUCCACCCAGCUGGGGGCUGAUCCGGCUGUAGUUUCCUCUGUUAAAGGCAUUGUGAUGCUAAUUCAGAGCCACCCGGAGGAAGGCAGUGGUCCUCCCACUGCCCCAGCCCCUGGCGGUGGUCAGGAGGGAGGCUUCACACCCAGUGAUGAGUGUGUCUACAUACAAACUGAACACUCUUCUGUUCGGGGCCAGGAGCAAGAGGCACACCACCAAUUUGCCAGGAACGUGCUGCUUCAAACACUGACAUGCGGAUGUCCUGUUAUUUGUUUUAACGCUAAGGACUUUGUGAGGACAGUGCUGCAGUUGUUUGGUGAUGACAGCACUUGGAAGUGUGUUGUUGACUUUGUCGGCCUUGACCCCAGAAUCGCCGCAUGGCUCAUAGAUCCCAGCGAUGCUGCUCCGUCCUUUGAAGACUUGGUGGCAAAACACUUGGGGAGCCUCACCGCAAUUCCCAUGAGCAGCAGCACGAAUGGCAGUUCCGCAACGAACACCGUGCGUCAGGACGUGGGUGCAGACCUGAGGACGCUCAGCAGACUCACGAUGGGCCUUUGUUCCCAGCUGAAGGUUUGUGGUUUAUGGCAAUUGUUUUGUACUUUGGAGCUUCCUCUGAUACCGAUUUUGGCAGUGAUGGAGAGCCACGGCAUUCGGGUCAACAGAGAGGAGAUGGGGAGGACCUCAGCGCUGCUUGCGUUUCGUCUCAAAGAACUGGAGCAAGAAGCCCAUUUUGUUGCAGGAGAACAGUUUCUUAUAACCAGUAACAAUCAGCUUCGAGAGAUGCUGUUUGGCAAACUCAAGCUGCACCUGCUGCACCCAAGGGCGACUCUUCCCAGAAUGGGGCUGCAGAGACCCCCGUCCACGUCAGACACCGUGUUAAGUGCCCUGCAAGACCUUCAUCCGUUACCCAGAAUAAUUUUGGAAUAUAGGCAGGUUCACAAGCUCAAGUCAACCUUUGUAGACGGAUUACGUGCUCACAUGAAAAAGGGCUCCGUUUCCUCCGUGUGGAACCAGACUGGAACUGUGACCGGAAGACUCUCAGCCAAGCGUCCUAAUAUCCAGGGCAUCUCCAAGCACCCAAUCCAAAUAACUGCACCUCGGAAUGUUAAAGGUGAAGAAGGCGACGUCCUCACCGUUUCCGCCAGGACGCUGUUGGUGUCGGCCGAGGGCCGCAGCUUCCUAGCAGCAGACUUUUCACAGAUUGAAUUGCGCAUUCUUGCACACUUAUCUGGGGAUCCAGAACUUCUGAAGUUAUUCCAGGAGCCUGAAAGAGAUGAUGUGUUUUCUGCCCUGACCUCGCAAUGGAAGGGCAUUUCCCCAGAACACGUGACACACGCCGACAGGGAGCAGACCAAGAAGGUGGUGUACGCGGUGGUCUACGGAGCAGGGAGGGAGCGGCUUGCUGUCUGCCUUGGAGUUACUCUUCAGGAAGCUGCGCAGUUUGGGGAGAGUUUUUUGCAGAAGUACAAGAAAAUUAAGGACUUCACCCAGGCAACCAUUGCCCGGUGUCACCAGACAGGCUACGUGGAGUCCAUGAUGGGCAGAAGGAGGCCGCUGCCGAGGAUCCGUGCGCGAGACCAGAAGCUCCGGGCACAGGCUGAGCGACAGGCAGUCAACUUCGUGGUGCAAGGCUCGGCCGCGGACCUCUGUAAGAUGGCCAUGAUCCGUAUCUUCGCAGCAGUGGCCACGUCCCCGACCCUGACAGCCAGAUUGGUUGCCCAAAUUCACGAUGAGCUGCUCUUUGAAGUGGAGGAUUCCCAGAUACCUGAGUUUGCAGCCCUGGUCAGGGGAGCCAUGGAGGCCCUGCAGCAGGUGCCAGCACUGGGGCUGCAGCUGCAGGUGCCCCUGAAGGUGAGCCUGAGUACUGGCCGCUCGUGGGGACACCUGGCACCACUGCAGGAGGCCCCAGGCCCCCCACCCCACCGACGUCCUGCCGAGUCGCCAAGCAACCACUCAGCUGCUGCCAGGGCCCUCGAUGCCCAUGCCCGGUGCACGCAUUUUUCGCCUUCGUUUUGUCUGUAGCCCCAGGCAACAGCUGAGGACUGGCUCCCACAGCCCGCCGUGUGGCCUUGCCAAGGUCAGUCAGGCGCUGUGUGCACAGCUCAGGCUGCUGGGUCGCCCCUGGAUAAACACCUGCCAUGAAGCCA
This is a messenger RNA of Phacochoerus africanus (Common warthog), 3255 nucleotides long. RefSeq names its product HAUS augmin like complex subunit 3 (gene HAUS3). The coding region runs from base 416 to 3130 and encodes 904 amino acids. The record is from RefSeq and is a predicted model, not a curated record. Gene Ontology annotation, molecular function: DNA binding; DNA-directed DNA polymerase activity. Lineage: Eukaryota; Metazoa; Chordata; Mammalia; Artiodactyla; Suidae. The transcript is spliced from 26 exons. Gene Ontology annotation, biological process: double-strand break repair; centrosome cycle; DNA-templated DNA replication. Gene Ontology annotation, cellular component: mitotic spindle; centrosome; HAUS complex.